UAUGAAGUCAUAGCAGGGCCACUAGCUGUCUAAAAGAGGCUGUGAGGCCGAGCACAAAAGCCUCAUUCACCGGUAAAAAGAACCCGGAAGAGCUGCCACGUCAAAAGAAAAAAAAAAGAGUGUGAGGAGGAAGGAAAGAUGAGGCUAAAGUGCGGUUGGCCGCCAUUAAAACAACUCCAACCAGCUUGCAGUCGACGUCUGCUCCUCCAACUGCGGGUGUUCGGCACCCAUGGGACUUAAGGCUCGGUCAACCAGACGCUCAAUUUGGGGCAAAAGUGACGUUUUUGUCCGUCUUUCUUUCCUGCUGGCUUUCCUCCUCCUCCUGGGAGUGUGUUUACGCCACUUACCGGAACCUCUCCCGCUCAGCCACCGCGCCGUUUCCGGGUCCGAGCGGGAGGUGACGCUCCUGAUCUGGACUCAUCCCUUCGGUCGGUACCGGAAACUUCCGGACUGUUCGGCGCUUUACGACGUCGACGGCUGCGUGGUGACAGACGACCGGCGCGUUUACCCGCGCGCGGACGCCGUCGUGGUGCACCACCGCGAUGUCGCCGCCGGCAGCGCCGAGCUGCCCCCACGACCUCGACCCGCGGGGCAGAAGUGGGUGUGGCUGAACUACGAGUCCCCCACGCACACGCCCGCGCUGUGGCGCAUGGAGGGCUUCUUCAACCUCACCAUGAGCUACCGCGCCGACUCGGACAUCUUCCUCCCGUAUGGCUACCUGGUCCCUGGAGGGGUCCAGAGGCACGUGCUCCAAGAACCUUCUAGAAGCUCCCGCCCUCGCCUUGUGGCCUGGGUGGUGAGUAACUGGGUGGAGUCCCACGCCCGCGUGCUUUUCUACCACCAACUCCGCCAUUACGUCCAGGUGGACGUGUUCGGCAGGGCGGGCCGCGACUUACUUGAAGGCAGCGGCAGCGUGGUCGCCCUGUUGAGGCGCUACACGUUCUACCUCUCUCUGGAGAACUCCCAGCACACGGAUUACAUCACCGAGAAGCUGUGGAACGCCGUCCUGGCCGGCGCCGUGCCCGUGGUUUUGGGUCCCGGCCGGAAGAACUACGAGCGCUUCCUGCCGCCGGAGGCCUUCAUCCACGUGGACGACUUCCCCACGGUGGGAGAACUGGCCGGCUACCUGCUGACGCUUUGGCGAGACCCGGCCCGCCUGAUGAGGCACCUGCGCUGGAGGAGGGACCUGGGUGUGCACCAGCCCGCCUUCUGGGCAGAACACUAUUGCACGGCCUGCAGGGCGGUAAGGAGGACCCUGGGCAGGACUAACGUGGUCCAGGACUUGGCAGUCUGGUUUGAGUCAUGAUGAAAACACAUCAUACUCCCUGCUUGGCACUCAGCAUCAAGUGUUGGAAUUGGGGGAUAAAUCACCAAAAUGAUUCCCGGGCGUGGCCACUGCAGCUGCUCACUGCUCCCCUCACCUCACCUCAUCUCCCAACAGGUGGAACAUGGGGAUGGGUCAAAUGCAGAGGAUAAUCUCACCACACCUAGUGUGUGUGUGUGACUAUCAUUGGUACUUUAAUUUUUUAACUUUAAAACAGUGGUUCUUAACCUUGUUGGAGGUACCGAACCCCACCAAUUUCAUAUGAGCAUUCACUGAACCUGAACCGUAAUCAUACAAUGAUGUUAUUAUAUUAAAUAAAUACUAAUAAAGAUAUAUUUUACAAACAGAAAGUUACAGGAAUGUACACAUAAUCCAAUGUUUACAUCUCAUUGUGCAACAUGUGAAUGUUUUAGUGGGAACUAAAUGCGAUAUCGGGCAGCACGGUGG
Molecule: messenger RNA, 1771 nt
Organism: Nerophis lumbriciformis (worm pipefish)
Lineage: Eukaryota; Metazoa; Chordata; Actinopteri; Syngnathiformes; Syngnathidae
Product: alpha-(1,3)-fucosyltransferase 4-like
Cellular component (GO): membrane
Molecular function (GO): alpha-(1->3)-fucosyltransferase activity
Source: RefSeq, a predicted model, not a curated record